Penicillium riverlandense is the source of this 2178-nucleotide messenger RNA. RefSeq names its product RNA-dependent ATPase ROK1 (gene rok1). The transcript has a single exon. The record is from RefSeq and is a predicted model, not a curated record. Gene Ontology annotation, cellular component: 90S preribosome. Bases 1 to 2178 code for a protein of 725 amino acids. Gene Ontology annotation, biological process: maturation of SSU-rRNA. Lineage: Eukaryota; Fungi; Ascomycota; Eurotiomycetes; Eurotiales; Aspergillaceae. Gene Ontology annotation, molecular function: RNA helicase activity; nucleic acid binding; ATP binding.
AUGGACGCCUUCAGGCUGUUGACUCGGUCAACAAAGUUGAAACCUGCCGCGACAUCUGCAUCGACCUCUGCCUCUGCUCGUCUGCCCUCAACAGGCAAGACGGCGAACCCGCAGCUCUUCCGGACGGCGGAGGCCGACCAGCUCGAGCAUAACAAGAAGCGAAAGAGGGAAAUCGCUGUGGAGGAGGAAGAUGAGGAUGAUACCGCGAAUUUGGAUUUCUUCCAGUCAUCCAAGCGCCCUGCCGCAACCACGACGGUAGCCACAUCGACUGCGCCCGAACGCGAUGCCGAACAAGAUGAUGAAUCCGACGACGAUGUCAUGGACGACGUGCAACGGCGCACGAUUCUCAAUUCCCACAAAAUCAAGGUGACAGAUCUACGUGAUCUGGAGGAGAUCCAAACGCAGCCGGUGCCGACCAAAGAGUCCAAGAAGAAAAAGAAGAAGCAAAAGAAAGAGGAAACGCCUGCUUUGAGCAAGAAAGAACAGAAGCGCGCCCGGCGCCUUUACCCGCAACCGCUGCUUUCCUUCAGGGAGCUGCGUUCACAAUACAGGAUCUCUCGACGGCUCGCGGAGAAUGUGGCCGAACAAGGGUUUACGGUGCCGACGGAGGUGCAGUUGGGAAGUCUGCCUCUGUUGCUGGGAGAGUCCUCGGCAACGACUGGUCUCAGCGAUGAUUCUUCUGAGCCAGAUCUGUUGGUUGUGGCGCCGACGGGAAGUGGAAAGACGCUGUCAUUCUUGAUCCCCGUGAUCAAUAAAAUUGUGAGACACCACCACUCCCAACCCGAUGAGCAUGGUAUUUUGUCGAUGGUUGUUGCGCCCACCAAGGAGCUGGCCAGCCAGAUUGUCAACGAGGGAAGGAAACUCGUUGCUGGCACGGGAGUCAAAAUCACGUUGAUGAGGAAGGGCAUGCGAGUAGUCGAGCGCGAUGAUGAGGGUGACACGAAUGCCCUGGACGAAGAUAGCGAGGGGUCUUCUGAGCCAGAGGAGGAUGACCAUGCGAAACAGCGCGGGAGUAAUGCCCCGGUUACCAAGAGCGAUAUCCUCGUCACCACGCCGCUGAUGCUGGUCAAUUCUCUAUCCGCCAACCGUACGAAGACCAUGGCAAGCUUGCCACUCGUGCGGAACCUGGUGCUGGACGAAGCAGAUGUCCUACUGGACCCGCUGUUCCGCGAGCAGACUCUCGAUAUCUGGCGCUCAUGCUCGCAUCCCGACCUCCGAGUGAGUCUCUGGUCUGCCACCAUGGGCUCGAACGUCGAAGACCUCAGCCGGUCGACCAUCAAAGAGCGACAAGAAGAGCUCGGACACAAACCCCUCAAGCAACAUCCUCUCGUCCGCCUCGUGGUGGGACUGAAGGACUCUGCAAUCCCCAACAUUGACCACCGACUCGUCUACGCCGCAACCGAGCAGGGCAAGCUACUCGGACUCCGGCAACUCCUCCACCCAACCGCGGCGUCUGCAUCAGACGUCCGUCUCCGACCUCCCUUCCUCAUCUUCACACAAACGAUUCCCCGCGCCGUCGCCCUACACUCCGAACUGAAAUACGACAUCCCCGCCGAAGCAGGCGGGUCCUCUCGAAUCGCCGUCCUGCACUCUGACCUCUCCGACAGCCAGCGGUCCGACAUCAUGCGCGAUUUCCGCAAAGGCGAGAUCUGGAUCCUGGUCACGACGGACCUGCUCGCGCGCGGCGUCGACUUCCGCGGCAUCAACGGGGUGGUCAACUACGACAUUCCCAACUCGGCCGCUGUCUACGUGCACCGCGUGGGACGAACGGGUCGCGCCGGACGCGAGGGCGGCAUUGCCGUUACGUUCUACACCAAGGAAGAUAUUCCCUACGUGAAGAGCAUCGCCAACAUCAUCGAUGUCAGCGAGAAGCUGCGCGGGAAAGAGGGCGGCAAGUCUAUUCAACAGUGGCUGCUCGAUGCACUGCCGGAUCUGAGCAAGAACAGUAAAAAGGACCUCAAGAGACAUGGCGUCGAGGCUCGCCGGGCUUCUAGACAUGGAGGCAAGGGGGAUGAUGAUAAGAAGGGCCAGCGGGGUGCGAGGAUCAGCACGAAGAGCGGCUUUGAGCGACGUAUGGAGAAUCGCAAGAAGGGCGCUAUUGCGGCGAGCCGUAGUCGGAAAGCGGCUGCGGAGACGGCGGAGGAGAAUGAUAGUAGCUGGGAGGGUUUGGAGGAUUAA